Molecule: messenger RNA, 1302 nt
Organism: Lathyrus sativus (Indian pea)
Lineage: Eukaryota; Viridiplantae; Streptophyta; Magnoliopsida; Fabales; Fabaceae
Source: the annotation of a GenBank genome assembly
AUGGAAAACAUUUCAACUCCUGCUCUUCUUCUUCUUCUUCUUGCUUUAUUGUUCACCUUCCAUCUACAAACAAUUAUUAGAGUUGAAUGCAGCAACCUAAACUACACCAAGUACAGACAAGUUAGUAGUUUGAGACUUGAAAGAAUUCAGAGGCACUUGGACAAGAUUAAUAAGCCUCCUGUUCUGACCAUAGAGAGUGAAGAUGGUGAUCUCAUUGAUUGUGUUCACAAAAGAAAUCAACCAGCUUUAGAUCAUCCUCUGUUAAAGAAUCAUAAGAUCCAGAAAAAGCCAUCAAUGAUGCCAAAAGAGAUGAAUAUGAAUAUUAAUGUAGAGUCUAUAAAUGAGAGAAGCAUUAAGAAUGGUGGCGCGUGGCAAAUGUGGCAUCAAAAUGGAACAAGAUGUCCAAAGGGAACUGUACCGGUACGGCGGAGCACGGUGCAUGAUGUGCUGAGAGCUAAAUCUUUGUAUGAUUAUGGUAAGAAACAACGACGGUCGCCGCGUCUAUUCCGCCAUACCGAACCGCCUGAAGUUGUCAGCGGUAAUGGCCACGAGCAUGCGAUAGCAUAUACAAAAGCAGGUGAAGAAGUGUAUGGGGCAAAAGCAACAAUAAAUGUGUGGGAUCCAAUGAUAGAAGUUGUGAAUGAGUUCAGUAUUUCUCAAAUAUGGAUACUUUCUGGAUCCUUCGAUGGCUCAGAUUUAAACAGCAUUGAAGCUGGUUGGCAGGUCAGUCCGGAGCUUUAUGGUGACAGCAGGCCAAGAUUAUUCACUUACUGGACGAGUGAUGCAUAUCAAGCCACAGGAUGCUACAAUCUUCUUUGUUCUGGUUUUGUACAAACAACUAGCAAGAUAGCCAUUGGGGCUUCCAUUUCUCCUCUUUCUUCUUAUAAUGCCAAACAAUAUGACAUUACUAUCCUCAUUUGGAAGGAUCCAACAAUUGGAAACUGGUGGAUGCGUUUUAGUGACAACACAUUGGUAGGAUAUUGGCCGGCCGAGUUAUUCACGCACUUAGCCGACCGUGCUACCAUGGUCGAAUGGGGUGGUGAGAUUGUAAACUCUCGCGCCAACGGCCAACACACCUCCACUCAAAUGGGAUCCGGUCAUUUCGCCGAUGAUGGCUUCGGAAAAGCAAGCUAUUUCAGGAACCUCGAGGUCGUCGACACGGACAAUAGUCUCACGUCGGCGAGCAACAUCUUAACCCUAGCUGAGAACAAAAAUUGUUACAAUAUCAAGAGCUUCUACAACAACAAAUGGGGGACACACUUUUACUAUGGUGGCCCUGGAAACAAUCCACAAUGCAAAUGA